GGUCUGGCAUUAAUAAACACCUACGAGGCAGCUCUGGGCAAUGGGGAGACAGCAUUGAGUUACUACAGUCGCAUGCAAGCGAGAUACCUGGCGCUUCAACUGGAAGAUGCACAUGCCUUGACAUGGAUUUCAUGGGGAUUCUAUCUAAUACACGGCCUUUGUCGCCGUCUCGUCAUCAAGAAACCAAACAGAUCAAAGACGUGGCAUGACGAAGCCACGUCACCAUUAUGCAAAAAAGACAGCCCUGAUUACUGGUGGUUUCCCUACCCUGUUUCAGUAGUGCCUCAGAAAUCGUUGAAGAGGGAGAUCUUUGCCGCGGAAUGCAACCUUGCGGAGAUCACGGAACAAGUUCUCGAGUUCCUUAUACCGUUAGAGGACGGUGUUGCGCCUCGUCGCAACAUAGAGAGAGCCCUGGAACUCUACAUAAAGAUUGUUAAAUGGAAGUUUUCUGUUCCCGAGCGACUCAAAGUGGAGAAUGCGGUGCUGCCAGCCGGUGUAGUACUUCAUAUGCUCCGGCUAUUCGAAGGUUUAUCCAAGGAAGACUUUGGGCCAUUUGGUCCGGUCAUAACGUCUUACGCGUAUGCAAGCAAUGCCAUAUCGCCGAUAUGGCAUUUCCGAGCCUUGUACACCCUUCGCAAUGAGCACUGGAUGAUUCAAGCUAGUUCAGUCUGCGCUUUCCGUGUAUUAUUGGCCACAGAGUCCAGUCCGAUCCAACUUGAGCCGUUCGUCAAGGCGUGCCAAGCGUUGGCCGAGCUGGGGGAGUCGUUUCCAGUCGCUAAGGACGUCAUACUAUCAAUAGAAUCUGUUGUGAAGAAGUAG
This is a messenger RNA of Fusarium redolens, 819 nucleotides long. RefSeq lists its product as uncharacterized. The annotation marks the transcript as partial. Lineage: Eukaryota; Fungi; Ascomycota; Sordariomycetes; Hypocreales; Nectriaceae. The record is from RefSeq and is a predicted model, not a curated record. The transcript is spliced from 4 exons.